AGAAGAGCAGCGCGGAAGACUCGGCGAGGGCCAGUGUCGCUCGUGGCUCAGUGGGGUACGGUCGACGCUCUCUACCAUGCGGAGGAAUUGCAAACUGUUCAUAUUCAUUUCCUGUGUGUGGACGCUUGGUGUAGUCGUGUACCUUAACACCAGUAAGGAUGUCAAGAACACAGGCCGAAGCAAGACCUCUGCUCACUACCUCACGGGCUCAGAAAACCUGGCACUGCGGCUCAAGGACUCCGCUGUCACCGCCCACCAAGGCACCUCCUCCAGGACAAACGGGGGGGCGGCGGAGGGGGGCUCGGGGGGCGCCGUGGUUCCCUCCCUGUUCCUGGACGAGGAGGCGUAUAUAGCAGCAGCCACCCUCGCCCCUGGGAAGGACGCCUACAGCAGGAAUAAGUUCAACCAAGCGGAGAGUGACAAGCUGGCGUCCAAUAGAGGCAUUCCUGACACCCGCCACUUCAUGUGCCGCAAGAAGCAGUGGAAGACAGACCUGCCCUCCACCUCUGUUAUCAUUACCUUCCACAACGAGGCGCGAUCCACACUACUUCGCACGGUCGUCAGUGUCCUGAACCGCAGCCCGGAGCACCUGGUGAAGGAGAUCAUUCUUGUGGAUGACUUCAGCGAUGACCCCAUGGACGGUGCAGAGCUGGCCAAGAUUCAGAAGGUGCGCGUUAUUCGAAAUGAUCAGAGGGAAGGGUUGAUGCGGUCACGAGUACGGGGAUCGGAUGCUGCCACCGCCCCUGUGCUCACCUUCCUGGACUCCCACUGUGAGUGCAACCAACACUGGCUGGAACCUAUGCUGGAGAGGGUGGCCGAGGACAGGACCAGGGUAGUGUGUCCCAUCAUUGAUGUCAUCAGCAUGGACACCUUCCAGUACAUCGGUGCCUCGGCUGACCUGCGGGGUGGCUUUGACUGGAACCUGGUGUUUAGGUGGGAGUACCUGUCCAGCGAUGAGAAGCGCAAGAGGCAGAAGGACCCAACGCAGAUCAUAAAAACCCCCAUGAUUGCUGGAGGUUUAUUUAUGAUUGACAAGUCUUACUUUGAGGAGCUUGGGAAGUAUGAUAUGGCCAUGGACAUCUGGGGUGGUGAAAACCUAGAAAUAUCGUUCCGCACGUGGCAGUGUGGCGGCAGUCUGGAGAUCGUGCCGUGCUCCAGGGUGGGCCACGUGUUCCGCAAGCAGCACCCGUACACCUUCCCUGGCGGUUCCGGCAACGUAUUUGCCAGAAAUACUCGCAGGGCAGCCGAGGUCUGGAUGGAUGACUACAAGAAGUAUUACUACUCUGCUGUUCCCCUUGCCAAGAGUGUCAACUUUGGGAACAUACAGUCCCGUCUUGAACUCCGCAAGCAACUCAAGUGCCACAGCUUCAAGUGGUACCUGGAGAAUGUGUACCCUGAGCUGAAGGUUCCAGACAUGGGGCACUCCACAUUUGGUGUGUUCAAGCAGGGACUCAAGUGCAUGGACACCCUGGGACACCGCGUGGAGGGGACGGUGGGACUGUAUGCCUGUCAUGGCACAGGUGGAAACCAGGAAUGGUCAAUGACAAGGGACAAACAAAUCAAGCACAGUGAACUCUGCCUGACCCUGCCCGAGCCCCGGCCAGGGACCUCCCUUGUCCUAGCCCCAUGCCAGAACAGUGACCUUCAGAAAUGGGUAAGGACGGAGAGUGACCGGCUGAUAAUGGCAGAGGGCCUCAACCUGUGUGUGGACAGUGUGCGGGAGAAGGCUGUGGGGCUGGUGGUGGAGGGCUGCGACAAGACAAUCCUCACACAGCGGUGGUCCUUCAUUGCCAACAAGAGUUAAUGCACAAGAUUUCUGUUACUACAACAGAACUUUAUCUCGGCUCCAGAGCCGAGGGAUUCCUGGAUGGUUGCGUCAGGUUUUCCUGCAACUGACUUUCAUGUUCAUCACAAAAUACCAUUGAUUUCAUCAUGAUCUUUUUUUAUAUUUUUUUGAGAUAUGUUUAGCAAUUUUUUGGUAACAAAUUCCUGGUGGUGAGGGAUUACAGUGGCUCACAGCACUGUGCAGGAAAGACUCUGGAAGAAAAUAGCAUGAAGUGGCAAAGUCAGUGUACCCAAGAGGAAGACUUUGUAUGUGUGUGAUGGCAGAACAAAGGUGAUCAGCUUUGUAGUCUCUUCCUUAUUUAUUGAAGAACAGACUGUUUGUGUUGAUGUUAAUGUUGAGAGAGAAGCUUGAACAAAAUGUUUAUAGAAAAGUACUGCUCCAGUUGCAAGUGUGGGGUAUUGAGUGUUUUGUCUCCCCAUGGGUGUUGGUGGUGGUGGUGGUGGUGGUGGUGAUGGUGGUGUUAGCCAUUGUGGUAAUGCACAACUCAUACUUCUCAUGAAGGCAGUCCAUGCUAACACUCAGUCUUCACAUUUUUUAUCACAUAACCCAAAAAUCUUUUACAUUAUGUGACUUGGUUUUAUUGUGGUUGUUUUCCACACAUAAUUUUAAUUAUUUUUGUUUUUGUUGAGUUUUGUUAAAUCAAAUGUUUAUAAAAUUUAUGUUCAUAAAUUACAGUAUAUAGUUAAUUUAAUUCUUCUUCCCAGGUCAUGAUAAAUUUGUAUAUAUUGUUUCCACAUAGAUUAUAUUUUCCUACAGGAGCCUCCCAGCUCCCUGUGGGUGGCAGGUGUGCCAUCCCGGCACACCACUGGGGGGCCCUGCACCAGACACUCAAAGUAUAGUUUUAUAAUCUUUGAGAUUUUAUAAAUGUGAAUGGUUAAAUUUAUUUUUACAGGAAUAAUUGUGAUGCCUAUUUAUUCAAUGUACUACGCAUGUGAUUUCACAUGGUGAUAUAUUUUAUUACUUUGUGUAUGGCUGUGUUAAAUGUUGCUGAAUUUUUCUUAUUUCAGUUACUGUAAAGUAUAUUCUCUUCAUUUUUAAUUGGUCUUGCAAGCUGAUAAUCUUUUCAGAAUUGUUAAUACAUCAACUUUUAUAGAAAUUCAUAGUUCUUUCAUCUUAAUUUUUAUCACUAACACUUAACAAGCAUUUUGUGAUGGUAAAGGUGUAUAUAGUAGUUAGUACAAGUUUCACAUACAGCAUACAGGAAUUUUGAUAGGAUACUUGACACUUUUAUUGUAAAUAUUUGCUGGACAUCAGCUUGGCCUGUGUUGGGCCAGCGGGCAGUGGCGGGGCAGGAGGGAGGCAGGACUCCUGGGUGGACGUGGGGUAGCCUUAGAGCACAAAUGUAAUAAUGACAAGGUAGUGGUUAGCUAUGAGUGAGCCUCAGCAUGGCCUCCUUUAAGCCAAGGUAAACUGGUAUUUACCCAAGUAAUGCCUCAUAGGAAAUAGAAAGAUAUAGAUAAGAGUUUUACAGUUUAAUGCCAUUCAUAAGUUGCUCUAAGAUGCACAGUACAACAAAUUUUGUACUGCAUACCUUUGUUGCCACUUGCAGAGCAGUUUAGUAUGCUAUGCUGUACUCCACACUUUAAUAGAAGUCUUAAUGCUCAAGUAGGUUAAAACCAAUUAAGUUAAUAUCAAUUAGAUCCAAUUUGUAAUCAUUCUUUGAAUGCUUGGGUGGUGCUGAUUGAGCUGCAGCCAGAGCUGCACCCAGAGCUGCACCAUCCACACAGCAUGCCAGGAACAAGGAGCUUGAUGUCACACACUGCCUUGUUUCCAUGACCCCGGCGGUCUGCCCUGAAAUGUCAAUGCAGCACUUUGGUCCCAAUGCAGAGGUAGCAUUAUGUGCAUCAACAGUAUUAUGUCAUGUAUUAUGUGGACUCUGUGGGGCAACUCAUGGAACUUCCUUCUGUACAUGGAAAACUGCAUUUUGUUAUUGUUGUUGAAAGAAUACUGCCACCAUAUUCCCUGUGCACUGUAAAAAUAUGACUAAAAGGGAUGUAGGGACUGGAUUCCCUUCCUUUGUAUUUUCAAUCUUGUAAUUGGACAAGGCUUCCUGUCUUGGCUACCUCCCUUUAGGAGGAAUCUCAGUCUGGUAUAUACAUAGAUUAUUAUUAUUAUUAUCAUUAUCAUUGUUAUUGUUGUCAUUAUUAUCAUUAUUAUUAUUUUUUUUUUUUAUUAUUAUUAUGAUCAUAGCAGCUUGAUAGCGUAACAUACUGUUCAGUGUGGUCAGCUGACAGCCAGGAGGCCCAAGACUCCACCCCAAUGUGAGGUGCUGGCAGAGCAGGCCUCCUCAUGUUGAUGCCCUCGUUCACCUCUCACAGGAAAACUACACAGUUGUGCCCUCACAGUCAGGUAGUGAGGGAGUGAGUGGCCAGUAGUCCUCCCCUCUUGUAUAUACAUGUGGGUGUGUGUGUGUGUGUGUGUGUGUGUGUGUGUGUGUGUGUGUGUGUGUGUGUGUGUGUGUGUGUGUGUGUGUGUACACUUGCUAUGAAACACUGUAAACUUUUUUGUGCCAGAACAGUAGGAAAGAGGCAAUCCAUGUAAAGAAAUAUUUUUUUUUUUUAUUAUUAUCAUUAUCAUCAUCAUCAUUGCUAUUAUCAUCCCCAUUAUCAUCAUUAAUGAAGUAGUGAUCACAGUCACACACGAUGCCCAUCAGUAGUCCAGCAGUGCACCGUGAACCUCAUUGUAGCCACAGUAGUGAUGGGCAGGUGCUCCCGUGUGAUGGGUGAGUCAGGGCCGCGAGGCGUGUGGCUUGUUGUUGUGUAACUGUCCCCUGCACCUGAGGCUGAUGUAACUCUUAUCAAGCACGGUAGGUAUUCCAUUCCACGUGACAGGUGUAGAAUCUGUCCAACAAAAGUGUAAAUGCAUGGAUCAUUGUUUUGUAUGUCACCCUUGACCAUCAUCCCUGCAAGCCACAUCACGUUUUAUUUCUGCCAUACACUGACUUGGUUCUGUACACUUAUAACAGUAAGUGGUCGUCUGUGAUGUAAUAAGUUUCAUCAAUAAUAUACAUAUGUACACCAGUGAUCUAUAUUUUGAUGUGACCAAAGAUACAGUUUUUUAUUAGUUGUAUGAUUUUCUUAAUAGCUAAGCUUUAAGUAUACUUUGCUAUUUGUGUAUUGAUGCAUCAGGACUUUUCCAGCAACUCUGUGCCCUUCCUGUCAAAUAUUUCCAGUCACCUUCCUUUAUACUCUUCAUGUCCCUGUCAUACUUUCCCAGUGAUUUUUCCCCUUUUCUUUUUGUCUUUGUGCCUCCUCUAAACUUUUCCAGCAACUUAGUUCCUUCUUCUCUGUCUUUCUAUGUUCCAGCUGACCUUUUCCUGUAAUUUUUUCACUUCAUCUCUGCCCUUCCAUGUUAAAGUUUUCCAGUUAUUUGUCAUCUUUCUCUGUGCCCUUCCUUGUCCUGCUAAACUGUUCUAGUGUCUUAUCUUUUCCUCUGUGCCUUUCCUUGUCCCUCUCCUCAUCUUCCCUCCACCCAACCCAGCCAAUCUCCUGAAAGUGGAGUGAGCAUAACAGUUUAUUGUGGCACCAGCUGCUGCAGUAUCAAUAUAAGCAGUAACACAGGCAGAAAUACUUUCAGUGCUAGGUACAUACUGUAAAAUUUAAUGUGACAACUCUCUUACAAAAUUGUUUUACUGCAUCAUAUACUGACACAUUCUAGGAAACAGAUUUGACUCGCAGUUAAGUAUAUGUAUGAUAUAAAUUUUCAAGGACUAGUCAGGAAAGUUUUGUAACAGAUGCUUCAAGUAAUAAGUCCUGUUUGGAUCACAUUGACAAGAAACAAUAAUUUAUACAGUGGUGUUGCCUUUGUUUGAUGUUUUCAUAGCCAAUGCUUCACUGGUAGGCAUAGAGAAUAAUAUCUAUCCCCAUUGCUUUACUUGAAUAGAAAUCCAUUAGCAAGUAGUCAGUUCAAUUGAUAAUUAGUCAUAGGAUGUACCUAGUCAUGACUUACUAUUUUUGGUAGUUAAUGUUAAAAUUUAUACUUUGCCAUGUAAACUCAUGUUAAAUAUUUGUAUAUUUGCCUCAACAUGUACAUAUGUAUCUAUUUCCUUCUGUAUGAUUCCUGUCAUACUUGGGUCCCUGAAGAACUGGUCUCCUAUCAUAAGUAUGCAGGCUGAGUGAGCACCAGGCGGGUGUUCCCAGUGUCUGUCUUACUAGUCAUCCUCUGUGGACUAAGUGUACAUUGUGUGUCGGGAGCUGAGCUGUCCUGCUGAACACCUGUCAGUGCCAGUUUUCAUGCUUAGCUCAGUCAAAGGUGGAAGGAUAACAUGAACUAAUGGAUAAGACAGACAUAGAUACACGUGACAGAUAUUUUAUUUAUUCAACUGUUUAUUUCCUGACCACCUCCACGACAUAGAGCUCAGACUCUUAAAUUAAUUGUUCUUCAUAUGUGUAUGUGCUGUACUAUAAAGUGAGACAGCUUUUUAAAUACUUGCCAUGUGCUAAAAAUAAAAGUGUCUUCCAAAGAA
Messenger RNA from Scylla paramamosain (green mud crab), 6311 nucleotides. RefSeq names its product polypeptide N-acetylgalactosaminyltransferase 2-like (gene Pgant2). Gene Ontology annotation, cellular component: Golgi apparatus. Gene Ontology annotation, biological process: protein O-linked glycosylation. NCBI's taxonomy places the organism in Eukaryota, Metazoa, Arthropoda, Malacostraca, Decapoda, Portunidae. The transcript is spliced from 14 exons. Gene Ontology annotation, molecular function: polypeptide N-acetylgalactosaminyltransferase activity. Bases 77 to 1804 code for a protein of 575 amino acids. The record is from RefSeq and is a predicted model, not a curated record.